AUGACACCACCCACCCUCCAAAUCAGCCUCCGCAACACCUCCACCGCCCCCCAAAUCUACGCCUACAUAACAGGUCUCUCCCUUGUCCCCUCAACACUAAACCAACGCUUCCUCCUCCAAGCCGACGGCCAAACACCCUAUUUCCCGUCUUCCCCCUCCAGAAAUGGCGUCGCUCUCGCGGCCGACUGUGGGAUCCCGCUUGGGGGGCCGGGAACGGAACGGAUGGUGAGGAUUCCGUGGUUAGCCGGGGGGAGAGUGUAUUUUUGUUAUAAUGACCGGUUGGUUUUUUUGUUGAAUCCUGGGCCUGGGCUUGUGAGUUUUUUUUUGGUUGUUUUUUGUGGUGGAGUGGAAAGAGGGGAGGGGGGAAAGGGGGGGGUUUGGAGAGGUGAUAUGAAGAUGAGAUGAGAUGUUAAUAUGAUAUAUAUAGGUCGAACCAUCAGUCUCCAANGUGGAGUGAAAGAGGGGAGGGGGGAAAGGGGGGGGUUUGGAGAGGUGAUAUGAAGAUGAGAUGAGAUGUUAAUAUGAUAUAUAUAGGUCGAACCAUCAGUCUCCAAUCCUUCCGAUCCCAACUACACCAAAACAUGGGGCUUCUGUGAAUUCACCUACAACACCAGCCAACUCUUCGCCAACAUCUCCUACGUCGACUUCGUCUCCAUCCCCAUCUCUCUCUCUCUCCUCUCCUCCUCGGGCGUUACCCAAACCGUCCUCGGCCUCCCCUCCAACGGCGUAGACCUCAUAGCCAAUGACCUCAUCGCCCAAAGCUCCACCGACGGAACAGGCUGGAAAAACCUAGUAGUGCGCGAUACCUCCGGAACCGUAACGCGGGUUCUCAGUCCCAAUACAGCACACGUGAUGGACCCCAGCUUGUUAAAAGGAUACUACGACGACUACGUAAAUGCCGUAUGGAACAAAUACACCACCCAACCCCUCGUCAUCGACACGCAAGCACAAUGGGGUCUCCAAUCCGGAACCAUCAUCUCCAACCUCCUCACCUUCCCUCAAAUCGGCUCUUUCGCUAAACCCACCGCCACAGACAUCUUCUCCUGCUCCACAGGCCCGUUUGCCGGGUCAGCCACCAACACCGUUGCGAUGGGUGCGCUGACGGCGAGGAUCGCGGCGGCGUUUAAUAGGAGUACACUCCUACUUGAGGGGAUGGAGCCGAAGGGCGAUGUAGGGCUGUUUUAUGGGGGAGGUGUGACGAAUGUUUAUGCCAGGUGUGUGCAUAGGAGGAGUCGGGAUGGGAGGGGGUAUGCGUUUCCUUAUGAUGAUGUUGCGGCCAGUGGGCAGGUUGGGGGAGAUCAGGCGGGGACGGUGUCGGAUGGGAGGCCGGUGCUUUGGAGUGUGAGUGUUGGGGGGUGGGAGUAGGGCGCUUGUUUUGGAUUCUUUUUGUAUUUUUCUUUUUCUUUUUGGAGGUUGAGGGCGGGUUGAUGGAUGGGUUAGACUGGAUGGGGUUGGUAGAUACGGGAAUAUGGAUUUGGAUUUGGAUUUGGAUUGAGUGGUAUGGUAUUGUAAGUAAAUUUUCAUCGUUCUCUUAGAUUGGGAUACGGAGUUUGGCAUGUUGUGAUAAUGACUUUCAUCACUUUCCCUUCUUUUUGUAUAUUUGUCGGUCACGGGUUAGUAGAGCACAUACAAUAUCACAACCACAAGAGGAGAGACAUGAAUUAUACAUACAAAGGCGCAUAUAUAC
Hymenoscyphus albidus is the source of this 1687-nucleotide messenger RNA. Lineage: Eukaryota; Fungi; Ascomycota; Leotiomycetes; Helotiales; Helotiaceae. The record is from the annotation of a GenBank genome assembly.